Sphaerodactylus townsendi is the source of this 4173-nucleotide messenger RNA. It is a transcript of the gene TMEM63C, whose product is annotated as transmembrane protein 63C. The record is from RefSeq and is a predicted model, not a curated record. NCBI's taxonomy places the organism in Eukaryota, Metazoa, Chordata, Lepidosauria, Squamata, Sphaerodactylidae. Gene Ontology annotation, molecular function: calcium-activated cation channel activity. Gene Ontology annotation, cellular component: plasma membrane. The coding region runs from base 851 to 3376 and encodes 841 amino acids. The transcript has 27 exons.
GACAUGGCACAAAUUGCACACGAUCCCUGGGAAAGGAGCGGAAAAGCAUGCCCGCAGCCUCCCGCAGGAAGCAUCCGUGCGGUCAUUGCACGCAAGCCAAACGCGGGCUGGCAGGGUGGGGCGCGAGGGCGCCGCGUUGCUCCGCUCCGGUCUCUUAAGGGGAGGGGCUCUUCGGCGGGACUCGGUAAUUUGCAGCCGAUCCCUUGCCUGGGUUUGUUAUGGUCCCCUUGCGUGCAUUUGCAGACUAGGUGAUCUGAGCUCUGAAGCUCGCGGCGGCUGCUGCAGCUGACCUGGGAAAGAGAGUCGCUGCCAACGCUUGCAAAAAGGGGUCUGGCCAUGCAGCCGGGCAUGUGCAGACGGUCCCUCGGUUCGUCGGUGGGGAUUGCCGGCUAAUGGGGCGGAAGACCAGGCGAGCGCUCAGCUGUCCAGAGGCACCGCUGCUGCUUCUCAGCAAGAAGUGAAGCUCUUGGGCGGUUUUCUGGGAACUUCGUCAGGACUUCGAGAAGAGAUUCAGUGAGCCAGAUAUUAACCAGGAUCACGCGUUCUCCCUUCCCUCCUAUUAACAUUGCUGCCUGUAUUUGGGGAUCAGCCAGCUGUUGUCUAGGGAUUUCUUGAAGCAAGAUCUUAAUCUACUAUGCCAAAAGGUUUCCUGUAGACUCUAUCAUCACAGAUGUAUUCACAGUAAAGGACCUGGUACAGAAGCUCUUUGAGUUUUUUUUAGUUCCACGGACAGACUGCUCCAUAAUGACAGCGACUGAUACCAGUUUCUGGGAGUGAAUCAGAAGUAGGGAGUGACCCUUCUCAGGUAUUUUAUGGAGUGAGACACCCAAGAAGACCACCCACAUCAUCGAUGGACAGCAUAUUCAUAGACGACCCUACGUCAGGGGAUGGGAGCCCCCUCUCCCUGAGUGUCCUCACACUUCUAGAUUCCCUGAGCAACAGCACCGAAGAACAGUGCUUUAGUGCCCGGUCACGUAGCACAGUCUUGCAAGGACUGCCUUUUGGUGGGGUACCCACUGUACUUGCUCUCAACUUCAUCCUCUGGCUGCUCCUCCUCUUGGUCUUCUCCUGCCUUCGGAAAGCAGCUUGGGACUAUGGGCGCCUGGCUUUGCUGGUAGAUAAUGACAGCCGCUUCCCUCCAAGCACAUGGAAUUCCUACGACUUGACAUCACUCUUCUAUGGGGAGCAAAGUGAAAAAGAGAAAUCUCCAUCAGAGACCAGUCCCCUGGAUGCAGAUAACAAAGAUGUGGGAUUCUGCUCCUGGCUCCUGUCCAUCUACCAGAUGAAGGAUGAGGAAAUUCAAAGCAAAUGUGGAAUCGAUGCCACCACCUACCUGUCCUUCCAGCGGCAUCUCCUGGUGCUGCUUAUGAUCCUCUGUGUGCUCUCUGUGGCUGUCAUCCUCCCAGUCAACUUCUCUGGAGACCUCCUGGGGAAGCAUCCAGCUAAUUUUGGCCGAACUACAAUUGCCAAUGUUCCAAAAGAUGACCGGCUGUUGUGGCUGCACAGUAUCUUUGCCCUGCUCUACUUCAUUAUAACCAUCCUCUGCAUGGCUCAUCACUCCAUUCAACUUGACUACAAAGAGAAUGAGAAGGUGGCCCGGACGUUGAUGGUAACUGGGGUUCCAAAAGAGAUCACUGACCCGUCCCUUGUCAUCAAACACUUCCAUGAGGCUUACCCGAGCUGCACGGUGACUGGCGUCCAGUUCUGCUCAGAUGUACGCAAACUGAUGAAAUUGGAUUCAGAGAGGCGCAAGGCAAUGAAAGGGAGAUUAUAUUUUACCACCAAGGCUCAGAAGGAGGGGAAAAUCAUGAUCAAGAUCCACCCUUGUUCCCGCAUCUUCUGCUGCCGUAUCUGUGGCUUUGAAGAGGUGGAUGCUGAGCAAUACUAUGGGGAGCUGGAGGAGAAGUUGACAGAUGAGUUUAAUGCCGAACGCAGCCGAAUUGCACUCAAGCGCCUCGAUAUGGCUUUUGUCACAUUCCAGGAUGAGAGGAUGACAGCCACCAUUUUGAAGGAUUACAGCCGAACCCACUGCCGCAAGCAUCCGCAGCAGUCCUCCGUUACCACAGUGGUGAAAUCCCAUUGCUGGGGGGUCAGAUAUGCCCCUGCACCAAACGACAUCAUCUGGGAGAACUUGUCCGUCCGUGGUGCAUCGUGGUGGGUGCGAUUUAUCCUGCUCAACAUCUGCCUCUUCAUCCUCCUCUUCUUCCUCACCACGCCCGCCAUCAUUGUCAACACCAUGGACAUGUUCAACGUUACACGGCCUGUGGAGAGCCUCAAGAAUCCGAUUGUCACCCAGUUCUUCCCUACUCUGCUGCUGUGGGCCUUCUCUGUGUUCCUCCCUUUCAUUGUGUAUUACUCAGCUUUCUUUGAGGCACACUGGACGAGAUCAAAUGAAAAUCAGCUGACAAUGCACAAGUGUUACUUUUUCUUGGUCUUUAUGGUUAUCAUAUUGCCUUCGCUUGGAUUAACCAGUUUGGAUCUCUUUUUCCGGUGGCUCUUUGACAUCCAUUUCUUGGAUGAGGCCCAGAUAAAGUUUCAGUGUGUGUUCCUUCCUGACAAUGGCGCUUUCUUCGUCAAUUACGUCAUCACCUCCAGCCUGAUAGGAACAUCCAUGGAGUUGCUUCGCAUUCCUGCGCUUAUUGUCUAUGCCACCCGACUGUGCUUUGCCAAGUCUGAACCAGAGCGACUUCAUAUUAAGCGGAACCAAGCAUACGAGUUCCAGUUUGGAUUGGAAUAUGCCUGGACCUGUUGCAUUUUUGCUGUUGUUACAACCUACAGCAUUACCUGUCCUAUUAUUGUCCCCUUUGGUUUGCUCUAUAUGCUGCUGAAGCAUAUGGUUGAUCGCUACAAUAUUUACUACGUGUAUAUUCCCACCAAGCUGAACCAGCGUAUCCACUCCGCAGCUGUAAGCCAGGUGGUGGUGGCUCCGAUCCUCUGCAUGUUCUGGCUGCUGUUCUUCUCCAUCCUCCGUCUAGGCCUCAUCCGGCCCAUCACCCUCUUCACCUGCGUGGUCCUUUUCUGCUGCAUCCUUUUUUCCUUCUUAGGCCUGUGUCUGAAGAAGCUACAUCCAAGGAAACCCUCCAGUUACCAGAUGUCUGAGCAAUCUGAGGGGGCAUUCAAUGAUACAGAAAGGAGCAGCAUCUCUUCCACCCCCAAUUCCAAUAUGUUUGUAGCUACAGUGCUGCAAGAGCCAGAGCUGAGUCUGACCCCAGCCGCCUCCCCGGCUCAUCAGUCAUACGGCACUAUGGGCACCCGCCUUGAACAAGUGGAGAAUAUGGACGAGGGUGGCAUGCAGAGCUUUGAGACAGAGCUGGAAAGCACAGAGGGUGAAUAUGGGACGGAGCUGGUGUUGGACAACCAGAGUUCCUAUCAUUGACGACCUCCAUUCAGAUCAAUGAACUAAAUAGAAAUGUCUAAAUGUCAAAAGAGCGUCGGAGGGAAGUGUCGCGCCCUAAGGCCUAGAUUGUUCUGUGCUUAUGUGUACCAGUCCUGUGGUAAACCACUCCUGGGCAAGGAUCUGGUUCUUGCUAAGAGGUCUAGGACCCAUCGGGCUGAUAAUGAAUCAUGAGCCUUCUAUGCUGCAUGUCUUGUGGCCUCAGUCUUGGGAUGGUGGCUGACUGCUGAGCUCAGGUAGCUUGACUUGUGGUGGAGGCGGAACUAACAAGGGAGAUUUGCGGGGGCUUCCUUGCUUCCAACAGCUCCAGUGGUUCCGCAGCCUGUUCCAUUUGCUGCCUCUCAUCCUUCCGUACCAGGUCCUACAGACUUCCAUUGCCUGACUCUUCUGAUAAACCUCCAAUCUCAGUCACCCUGUUUUCCUCAUGCUCUCCAUUUCUUUGCUUUCCAUUGACGUCUUCUCUGACUAUGGGGAACCACUUCUGCUGUGUGUGGAGCCUUCUGCUGGCAACGGUCAAGGAACAAGACUGUGGAGAUCCCACCAUACUAUCCCCACACCUAGUGGGCGUGAACUUUUUCAGAAGCUUUUGGGGAUCUGGGAGGGGCAGGGAGUUUCCUGAAAUGAAUUCAACAUAAACAAUGGUUUUUGUUGCAGAAGGCCCCCCAGGGAUUCCUGAAUGCUGCGGGGACAGCAAGAGACUCUGUUGUGAAUGAUAAAAACUCUUAAGCUGCUGCUGCUUUUGCCCAAAUGAGCUGCCUUUAAGAAAGAUUUGCUCUGCC